UUUCGAAUUAGUCAACAAUUUUGAGGGCAAGCAGACGCAGGCCCAGUUUGGAACAGCCCAAGGAAACUCCAUAGCCUUAGUUUUCGUCCCAGAGGUCUAUCAGAUCGCUCCUCUUCCAGUUCUUACUUCCAAGUUCUCGCUUCACACAGACAGCCAAACAAAUAUGGCGGCUUGCUCUACCUGGAAAACCCUACGAAUUUCCUCCUCUUCCGCAAGAACCCUCCUUCAACGUUCCUCCUCCUCCCCCUCUGCGUCUCAUCUUGUGUCCAAACCUACGAUGUCUGCGCCACUUCCUUCUGCAAAGCCGUCCGCAUCUUCCCGCUUCUCUGUUCCGAAGCUUACCAACUUCAGGCUUCCAGUGGAGUUGUCAAGCGUGCAGUCUCUAAUGCCAUUGCACAGUGCUACUGCUUCUGCCUUGUUUACUUCCCUGCUUUCUUUGCAUAACAACAGUUGGGGUUGUCUAUCUGAAGCUAUGCCUGAGAAAAAGGAAAUCCUGCACACCGAUUCCAAGAUGCUUCUAAAGGGUCUGUCUUACACUGAACUUGAGAAAUGGGUUAAAGCUCGAGGAUACAGACCUGGUCAAGCUUUAAUGCUGUGGAAACGUCUUUAUGGGGAUAACGUUUGGGCUCAUUCCGGCGAUGAAUUAGAAGGUUUGAACAAAGAUUUUAAGAAAAUGUUGAUUGAAAAAGCUGAAUUCAGGGCGCUAUCUUUGAGGGAAAUUCUCCCUUCAUCUGAUGGAACGAGGAAGAUUUUGUUCAAUCUGGAAGAUGGAUUGAUAAUAGAAACUGUCGUUAUACCUUGCGAUAGAGGCAGGACUACUGUUUGCGUUUCAAGUCAAGUGGGCUGUGCUAUGAACUGUCAAUUCUGCUACACUGGCAGGAUGGGCCUGAAGAGACAUCUGACUGCUGCUGAGAUAGUAGAACAGGCAGUUUUUGCGAGGCGUUUGCUUACUUGUGAAGUAGGGUUAAUUACUAAUGUUGUGUUUAUGGGAAUGGGAGAGCCGCUUCACAACAUUGACAAUGUCAUUAAAGCAGCAAAUAUAAUGGUUGAUGAACAAGGCCUUCAUUUCAGUCCUCGCAAGGUCACUGUUUCAACCAGUGGACUUGUUCCCCAGCUCAAACGUUUCCUUCAUGAUUGUAACUGCGCUUUAGCCGUUAGUUUGAAUGCAACUACUGAUGAGGUUAGAAAUUGGAUCAUGCCAAUUAACCGGAAGUAUAAGUUAGGCUUGCUUCUUCAGACUUUACGUGAGGAACUUCGCUGCAAACACAAUUACAAGGUUCUUUUUGAAUAUGUGAUGCUUGCUGGGGUUAAUGACAGCAUUGAAGAUGCGAAGAGGAUUGUUGAUCUUGUCCAGGGUAUUCCAUGCAAGAUUAACCUUAUUUCAUUUAAUCCACAUUGUGGAUCUCAAUUUAGACCUACCUGCAAGGAGAAGAUGAUCGAGUUUCGGAAUGUUUUGGCUGCAGCCGGGUUGACUGUUCUCUUGCGACUAAGCAGAGGUGAUGACCAGAUGGCUGCCUGUGGUCAGUUAGGCAAACCCGGUACAAUUCAAGCUCCUUUACUCCGUGUACCGGAUCAAUUCCAAAUGGCAAUGAAAUUGGCUCCCUAGACCCUACUUUGUUCAUUCGAUAAGGUGUAGAAACAUUCACCCCCAGAUUGAGAAAGUCAUCCCUCACAUCUUAUCCCAAAUUUUAUGUCAUUCUUCAGUUUCGCUUUUCAACUUGUACCUUAUUUUUGGGAUAAAUUUUGAAUUUGGUGGUUAUUUAUAACCAGUGAUAUGGGCGUGGUGAGUUUGACACU
Cucurbita pepo subsp. pepo (vegetable marrow) is the source of this 1797-nucleotide messenger RNA. RefSeq names its product Radical SAM superfamily protein. Gene Ontology annotation, biological process: rRNA base methylation; tRNA methylation. The record is from RefSeq and is a predicted model, not a curated record. Lineage: Eukaryota; Viridiplantae; Streptophyta; Magnoliopsida; Cucurbitales; Cucurbitaceae. Gene Ontology annotation, molecular function: iron-sulfur cluster binding; RNA methyltransferase activity.